Leptinotarsa decemlineata (Colorado potato beetle) is the source of this 1008-nucleotide messenger RNA. Its product is annotated as odorant receptor 85c. Gene Ontology annotation, biological process: detection of chemical stimulus involved in sensory perception of smell; sensory perception of smell. Gene Ontology annotation, molecular function: odorant binding; olfactory receptor activity. The record is from RefSeq and is a predicted model, not a curated record. NCBI's taxonomy places the organism in Eukaryota, Metazoa, Arthropoda, Insecta, Coleoptera, Chrysomelidae. Gene Ontology annotation, cellular component: plasma membrane.
CCUCAGCAAUCUUCAUCAACAAAUCCAAAGUAGCAGCCCUACUAGUCGAAAUGGAACAGUUCUCAACCAUCGACGAUUUCGAAUCGAGCCUCUAUAAAAGUGAAUUCACGAAGGUAAAUAAAGUUAUCAAAAAUACCUUUGUGUUCACAGUCAUUCUCCAUUGUUACACCGCUGGUGCUUUUCUGGUUCCACCGAUUUUCGCCGAAGGGAACACUUUACCCUUCGAUUGCUACGUACCAAGCUGGUUGGGAUACUACUGGGUUUUGAUAUAUCAGGAGUUAGUUUCGAUGAAUACAAUUAUGCUGCCGGUAUUGGCAAUGGAUUACUUUUUCAUGACUACUGUUCGCUUGACUCAAGUUCAGUUCAAAAUUCUGAACGAAAAAGUGAAAAGAAUUUUUAAUAAUGAUGGAAAUGAUAUUGAUACGAAUAUCAAGGAAUGUGUUAAAUAUCACAAUUUUUUACUGCGAUAUGCCCAUAUGAUAAACGAAACCUUUUCAAUAUUUCUGCUCCAUCUUCUUUGCAUCGAGGUUUUGUUAAUGAGCUUCGAAAUAUACACCAUCAUGAUGAAGUCUGAUUUGGAAACAAUGAGAGAUGGAUUGAUUUACAUCGCCGCUACCUGCACAGAUUUCAUGCUUUGCUUUUGUUACCCUUCUCAAGCAUUAAUGGACGAGAUUUCUGAAAUAUCCAAUAGUGCUUAUUGCAGUAAAUGGUAUGAACAUCCCAAAUACAGUCGUGAUAUUCGGUUUAUAAUACAACGCGGACAAAAAAGCGUUCUUAUUGAAGCAGGGAAAUUCUCUCCUAUGGAUUUGAGAACUGGAUUAGCCACCAUACAAACAAUGGUGUCAUAUGCUAUGUUCUUGAAGACUAUGGGUGGCAAAGGAUACUAGAUUUGAACAUCGGUGAUGAUCUGCACAUUAUAUUAGUGACGAACCUCAUUACCAAAAAUUUUUGUUUAGAGAACAUAAAUAUUAAUGAGAGUCGACGACACCAUACACUGCACAAUAAUUG